This is a messenger RNA of Fusarium poae, 2181 nucleotides long. RefSeq lists its product as uncharacterized. The transcript is spliced from 3 exons. The coding region runs from base 1 to 2181 and encodes 726 amino acids. Gene Ontology annotation, molecular function: DNA-binding transcription factor activity, RNA polymerase II-specific; zinc ion binding. Gene Ontology annotation, biological process: regulation of DNA-templated transcription. Lineage: Eukaryota; Fungi; Ascomycota; Sordariomycetes; Hypocreales; Nectriaceae. The record is from RefSeq and is a predicted model, not a curated record.
AUGAACCAGCCUACCAAUCCACUUUCCUCCUCUCUACACCCCAUCGCUAUUAACACUUUCAACAAUGUCGAAAUUCCUUCCAACGAGAGUAAUUACAGCAGCAGCAAUGUUUCUGCUGCAUCGACAAGUACACCAGCCACUCCAAGUGCUACUACUGACGCUAUUGCUGCUUCAAGCAGCCCGUCUAUCUCCUCCUCUGCCAAGGCCCCUUCUACUUCAAACUCAACAGACCCAACAGCGUCAGCCACCUCAACAGUAACCCCCAAACCCAAAGCGAAACGAGUCAGAACCAGCAAGCCAAAAGUCAAGACAGGAUGUACCAAUUGCAAGCAGAGACGUAUUAAGUGUGACGAGGCUCGCCCGGCUUGUACACAAUGUGUUCGAAGCAACAAGAACUGCACUGGUUACCCACCGCCCAGUCGCAGUUCCCGCCCCUUUGAAGAGGUUCGAAUUGCCCCGAAGCCGAUGCCAGUCUACGAUGCCCAUGUAUCCUCAAAUGCUAUCGUUGCGCCCUUGCACGGUGACUGCCACCUGCUGCCACGUCGAGCACACCAACGAGCAGUUCUGAAAGCUGCCUCACCUGGAACCUCGUCUUCGUCGCCCACUACUUACCAACCAUCCGUGGCCCUUCACAUCCAGCCCAGUGAAUCUUUCUACUUUGACAUUUUCCGUUCGCAUACGGCCCACGAGCUAUCCGGCUACUUUCACAACGUGUUUUGGACUCGCUACGUGUUACAGGAGUGCCAUUCUGAGGAUGCUAUCAAAUGUGCUGUGAUUGCCCUGGGCGCUCUGUAUCAGACCCUCGAGCAGACGGCUGCGCUCGACAUGCGUCGUGGAUCUGAUGCGGGCUCUGAGGUUCGUUUUGAGGCUGUCAGGGGUCAUUGGCAGGUGGCUAUCAGGCGAUACGGCGAUGCGUGCAACGCAUUGGUCAAGCUGAACACCCAGGAUCAGAGAUCGCACAGAACCUCCAUCAUGGCUAAUGUACUUCUGGCCUGCUUCGACUCCUUUAUCGGCGACCACAGGCAGGCAAUCCACCAGAUUCAGACCGGGCUUGGUUUGCUCGACAUAUUCCAUACUCAACAAAGGCAACGACUUCUGCCAGCAUCCGAAGAUUCUCUGGAGGACGAACUGGUCACCAUUUUUACCCGACUAGCGAUUCAAGCAAAGUCUUAUGACAUGGCCUUCCAUUUCCCUCAACCGUUCAGUAUACGGCUCAGUUCUCAGUCUCAAACGCAAUCUCCUGGUCACAGUGGUGCGAAUACCCCUUUACAAGAGGAGCCUCUCUCCAUCCCUGAAAACUUCGCCUCUGUUAUCGAAGCUCGGGUUGCCUUCGAUAACCUGAAUGUUCGAAUCAUGCGAUAUAUCGAGGAACUGUUCUCCAUGAAAUCGGAUCUCAAGGGUUUUCUCCCUUCAUCUUGGCUCGAUUAUGGUCUCUCGUUCAAGAACCAUCUGGAUAGAUGGGCCAAGGCCUUUGAUAAUCUGUUUUUCGCGCGGCACAACCCUUCUACCAGCCUACAAGAGAAAGCAGGCAUUGCAGCUUUGAGAAUGCUGGCCACUAACACAAGAAUUCUGUACCUUAUGAUGUUCAGUGAGAAAGAGUCCGACUUUGACAACUUUCUUCCUCAGUUCCAAACUAUAGUCGACCUGGGCAUUGAGAUAGUCGGCGACGAGGAGAGACGAGCUGCCGCGCGCGACUGCCCAAACCCUGGACAGUGCCAGCAUCGACAACGCGAAACUUGGCAGUCUCAAGAUUUCUUUCCAGCAAUGGGAUUCUCAGCUCCCCAUAUCAAACCUCGAUUUGCUGCCGAUCUCGGGAUUGUUUCCCCUCUAUUCGUUGUAGCUACAAAGUGCCGUGACCCAGGUACCCGCCGUCGAGCCAUUCAGUUACUUCGCAGCAGUGCUCGCAGGGAGGGUAUGUGGGAUAGUGAAAUGGUGGCCAACAUCAGUGCCUGGGUUAUGAACCUCGAGGAGUCGGAGGCGCUUACUAUGGGAGUUGAGUCGUAUCCUGCCGAUGGUAUCUCAAGGCCCAUACCCCGCAUAAUACCUGAAGAGAAGCGCUUCACGAUCCGAUCCGUCGACUUCGAUUUGCGAACUCGUGUUGCAGACCUCCAGGUUGGUACCCGCGGACUUCCACCCAGCAUGCCGGACUCAAAGUUUCGUCAAACCCGGUUGAAUUGGUGA